Phoenix dactylifera (date palm) is the source of this 549-nucleotide messenger RNA. Lineage: Eukaryota; Viridiplantae; Streptophyta; Magnoliopsida; Arecales; Arecaceae. The record is from RefSeq and is a predicted model, not a curated record.
AUGGCCUCGGCCGUGGUAAACAACGUUGGAGUGUCGCCGGAGGGCUUACUUGACUGCCCGCCGGCGUCCUACUCCCCCUACGGCUGGCUCAGCCCUCGGAUCUCGCUCAGCCGCGACCACGCUAACGGCGACCAGCCCGCCCCUGCCUCCGCCGCCGCCCUGGCGGUGCCUUCCUGUAACCCGUUGGAAGAGCUGGAGACUGCCAGCAAUGACCUGGUCGACUUCGAGUUCCGGCUGGACGAUCCUGUCGCCAUGCUCCCCGCUGACGAGCUCUUCUCUGACGGGAAGCUGGUCCCCCUGCAGCCGUCGCCGACGGCGUCAAAGCUGCCUGAUGAGUCCUCCUCCGAGAUCCGGUCGCCCGAGCCGCUGAAGUCGUGGCGGAGGGCGGAGAACGCCUCUGGAUUGGACCCCUACAUCUUCUCUCCCAAGGCGCCACGGUGUUCCAGCCGGUGGAGGGAGCUACUCGGCCUCAAGAAGGCACAAACCCCGAAGCCCGAUUCCCGGAAGCCCGUCGUCGCCGCUUCCAAAACCCGAACCCCAAAUCUCUGA